CUGGGGAGAUUUCUGCAGGUCUGUUCAGAUUGCAGCUUGUUUGUGUGAGCGGACUGUGAGGUUGUUGUUUUCUGGACAGGGAAGAGGACGGAGGAGAGGACGGCUGUGCUGUUUGUUAUGGGUUCAUGUAUGCAGCUGUUGGACUAGCAGGCUGACAAAUUCACAUCUGAUCGCAUCUGGCUUCCAAUUUAAAGCAUGUGUGCGCUUUUUGUAGAUCUGUUUUAUUUCUACACGGUGUCCUUUGAAGGCGGAGCUAAGGUGACAGCAUGAAUCAAGAGAAACUGGCAAAGCUUCAAGCCCAGGUGCGGAUAGGAGGAAAGGGCUCAGCGCGCAGGAAGAAGAAGGUGGUGCACAGAACUGCAACGGCAGAUGACAAAAAGCUCCAGAGUUCACUGAAGAAGUUAGUUGUCAACAACAUAGCUGGAAUCGAGGAGGUGAACAUGAUCAAGGACGACGGGACUGUGAUCCACUUUAACAACCCGAAGGUCCAGGCGUCUCUGUCCGCCAACACGUUCGCCAUCACAGGCCACGCUGAGACCAAGCAGCUCACAGAGAUGCUUCCCAGCAUCCUCAGUCAGCUGGGAGGGGACAGCCUCAGCAGCCUGCGGAAGCUGGCCGAACACUUCCCCCGGCAAGCUCUCGAUGGCAAACCUCCAAAACCAGAAGACAUUGAGGAAGAGGAUGAUGAGGUUCCAGAUCUGGUGGAGAACUUCGAUGAAGCUUCAAAGGACGAGGCGAACUAGCGCAGAUGUUGAUGACCUCGUGCACUGGGCUGGACCGAGAAGAAGCAGAAACGUCUCUCUGCGUUUAUAUCGCCCAGACAUUUCACAUCUCAUCAACAAUCCCAGAGACUUUUCUACUUUACAGUGGCCCACUGAGUCAGGCUGGUGUGUGGAAAGCCUGACUUAAAUCUCACCACCUUAUUGUUAAUCAUUGUGAAAACUACAGGUUAUACACAGAAGGUCUUAAAAUAGUAUUGUUUGUUUAUGGCAAAAAUAAAUGUGACAAACAUUUA
Molecule: messenger RNA, 1015 nt
Organism: Gambusia affinis (western mosquitofish)
Lineage: Eukaryota; Metazoa; Chordata; Actinopteri; Cyprinodontiformes; Poeciliidae
Gene: btf3l4
Product: basic transcription factor 3-like 4
Exons: 6
Coding region: 267-743 (158 amino acids)
Source: RefSeq, a predicted model, not a curated record